Sorex araneus (European shrew) is the source of this 3663-nucleotide messenger RNA. It is a transcript of the gene AOC2, whose product is annotated as amine oxidase copper containing 2. The record is from RefSeq and is a predicted model, not a curated record. Gene Ontology annotation, molecular function: primary methylamine oxidase activity; copper ion binding; quinone binding. Bases 1057 to 3375 code for a protein of 772 amino acids. The transcript has 4 exons. Gene Ontology annotation, cellular component: plasma membrane. Lineage: Eukaryota; Metazoa; Chordata; Mammalia; Eulipotyphla; Soricidae. Gene Ontology annotation, biological process: amine metabolic process.
GUCCUUUCGUUGUGUUCAGUCUGAGGUGAAGGCCAGCCCUUCCCUGACUGGCUUGUCCCUUCAUGAGUGUUCUCCCCUGGUGAUGCCCACACGUCGCCAGUAGAGGCUGCUCUAGGUCUGUGUAAUGGGAAUGACCAAGGUCAAGGCACAGGCUGCUGCUUUUUUUUUUUUAACCCCUCCCUCAACUAUCUUAAAUUUCUUAAAAGGUGUUAGGAACUCCUGGUUUUUGCUUUCCAGAUGCCGUGGAGGGUGGCUUAGGACCCCUAGCUAUGAAAUAAAGUUUCCUUUACUUCACCUUGCAACGUAGCCUUCUGGUAUCCAGCAAUCCCUGUGAUCUGCAAAACGAGAUUUAAGGUCUUGAACAGUGAGGAUCAUCCUCUGUUCAGCCUUGGAGAUCAGGACCGAGGGCCACAGCUCAGGAACCGGGGCUGGGGCACGAAUCUGACUGCUGAGCCCAGGGCUUCCCCGUCCGCCUGGUUUAUUGAAGGAGGCUUAAGACUAAUGAAAGGCUUGGCAGUAGGCAGCUGGGACAUCAGUCCUGACUGCUGGCCCGGGCAGCAGCCCUGGUGGAGCGACGCACAGGACACAGGCAUUCACUGGGCACCUGAGAUUUGUGUUCUUCCCGCAGACACAGUCUGCUCAGAACAUGCAGGGUUUUUCUCUUCAGAGGGGGGCACGGUGGGGGGUUUGGGUCACACCCGGUGGUGCUCAGAAUUUACUCCUGGCGAUGCUUGGAGUUCCAUAGGGGUGCCUAUAAUUGAACCCAACUCAGCUUUGUGCAAGGCAGAUGUCCUUUCUGCUGUACUGUUUCUCCGGCCCCAAGAGUUCACUGUUCAUCCAGGUGCCUUCUAGUCUAGUCUCAGUGAGGGAAAUGAGCGGUUGGUACUGGCUCAGGGGCAGGGCAGAGGCCAUGAAUCUGAAAGUAGUCCCUAGGUCCAAACCACAGAACAGAAAAUUGGAACAGAAUUAUACACAUGAAGGUCAGACAUUUCCUGUCCGGCCCACAGGGUGGGGUUUUCUCCAUCCCUGGCCAUCCUGACUAUAAAACCUGAUUGGAUGUCAGUAACGAGAAGGAGCUGUGGGUUUCGGUGUUCUGCAUCCACUAUGAAUCUCAAGGUAGUCCUGGUCUUCCUGGCCCUGUCCCUUAUCACCAUCUUUGCCUUGACCUACGUCUUGCUGACCAGUGGAGGAGGCAACUCCAGCAAACCCCUCCGCUGCCCUGCCACAUCUCCCAGUGCCCAGCCCUGGACACACCCUGGCCCGAGCCAGCUGUUUGCAGACCUGAGCCCAGAGGAGCUGGCAGCUGUGGUGAGCUUCCUGACCCGGCAGCUGGGCCCGGGCCUGGUGGAUGCGGCCCAGGCCCGGCCCUCGGACAAUUGCAUCUUCUCCGUGGAGCUGCAGCUGCCCUCCAAGGCGGCCGCGCUGGCCCACCUGGACCGGGGGAGCCCCCCACCUGCCCGGGAGGCACUGGCCAUCGUCUUCUUUGGGGCCCAGCCUCAGCCUAACGUGAGUGAGCUGGUGGUGGGGCCGCUGCCCCGGCCCUCGUACGUGCGGGAUGUGACUGUGGAGCGUCACGGAGGCCCCCUGCCCUAUCACCGCCGCCCCGUGAUGAGUGUCGAGAUUGCCCAGAUGUGGAAGUAUUUGAAGGAGGUGGAGCUCCCCAAGGCACCAAGCUUCCUGGCUUCGGUCUUCACCUACAAUGGCUCAACCCUGGCACCUGUCCUCGCCACCCCUCAUGGCUUGCGCCCAGGGGACCGUGCCACCUGGAUAGCCCUGUGUCAUAAUGUCUCAGGGGUGGGUUUCUUCCUUCACCCAGUGGGACUGGAGCUGCUGCUGGACCAUAGUGCUCUGGACCCUGCCCGCUGGGCUGUCCAGCAAGUCUUCUACCUCGGGCACUACUAUGCAGGCUUGGGCCAGCUGGAGUGGGAGUUCAAGGCUGGACAGCUGGAAGUCAUUAAAGUUCCGCUGCCACUAUCAAAUGGACCCUCAUCCCUGAGGUCCCGGGUACCCCCCGGUCCUCUUCCUCCUCUUCAGUUGUCACCCCAGGGCCCCCAGUACAGUGUCCAAGGGAACCUGGUGGUGUCUCCACUUUGGACUUUCAGCUUCGGCCAUGGGGUGUUCAGUGGCCUGAGGAUUUUUGAUGUUCGGUUCCAGGGCGAGCGAGUGGCCUAUGAAGUCAGUGUCCAAGAGUGUGUUUCUGUCUAUGGCGCUGAUUCCCCGAAGACCAUGAUGAUCCGCUACCUGGAUAGCACCUACGGACUCGGCCUCAACAGCCGGGGCUUGGUGCGGGGGGUGGACUGCCCCUAUCAGUCUACGAUGGUGGACAUCCACGUAUUGGUGGGACAGGGGUCAGUCCAGCGGCAGCCGGGAGCUGUGUGUGUGUUUGAGGAAGCCCAGGGACUACCCCUUCGCAGGCACCACAACUACCUUCAGUCUCAUUUCUAUGGUGGUUUGGCCAGCUCGGCCCUGGUAGUCAGAUCUGUAUCCUCAGUGGGCAACUACGACUACAUUUGGGACUUCUUGUUGUACCCCAACGGGGCACUGGAAGGGCGGGUCCACGCCACAGGCUAUAUCAGCACCGCAUUCCUGAACCAGGAGGAAAGCCUCCUCUUUGGGAACCGAGUGGGGGAGCGAGUGCUGGGGGCCGUGCACACACACGCCUUCCACUUCAAGCUGGACCUGGACGUGGCAGGCCUGAAAAACUGGCUGGUAGCUGAAGACGUGGUGUUUAAGCCUGUGGCAGCCCCUUGGAGCCCACAACACCAGCUGCAUCGGCCCCAGCUGACCCGGCAGGUGCUGGGAAGGGAGGACCUGGCGGCCUUUGCCCAGGGCAGCCCUCUUCCCCGCUACCUUUACCUGGCUAGCAACCAGACUAACGCCUGGGGCCACCAGCGCGGGUACCGGAUCCAGAUCCACAGCCCCCUGGGCGUGCACUUGCCCCUGGACAGUGGCAUGGAGAAGGCCCUCAGCUGGGGGAGGUACCAGCUGGCGGUGACACAAAGGAAGGACACGGAGGCCUGGAGCAGCAGCAUCUAUUACCAGAGUGACAUCUGGACGCCCACGAGGCCCUUUGCUGACUUCAUCAACAAUGAAACCCUCCUAGGAGAGGACCUGGUGGCCUGGGUGACUGCCAGCUUGCUGCACAUCCCCCAGGCAGAGGAUGUCCCGAACACAGUGACCCUGGGGAACAGAGUGGGCUUCCUGCUCCGCCCCUAUAACUUCUUCGACGAGGACCCGUCCAUCUUCUCCCCCGGCAGUGUCUACUUUGAGAAGGACCAGGAUGCUGGGCUGUGCAGUGUCAACCCCGUGGCCUGCGUCCCCCACCUGGCAGCCUGUGUCCCCGACCUGCCCCCCUUCUCUUACCAGGGAUUUUAGCCUGAGAGUGUGGUGGAACUUUGGGGGAGUGGCCACCGCCCUCUCCCCUCCCCUGCAGCUCUUCAGUGUUUCUCCUGAGAGGCUGAAACACUCCCCGCCCCCACGCAGAGCCCCUGGGUGUCCCUUGGGCUCCUUCAGGCCUCAGGAAGCAGCACGUGUAUGCCAAUGAUGAUGUAACUCCCCGAGCCAAACCACCGAGCCUUCACGUUUGUUAGCACCAACCCCUCGCUGUGUGGCUUCCCAUGGAAGGAGAGAAUGUUGUGGAAAGAGAGGUGUGUGUCCUCUACA